AGAGAGAGAGAGAGAGAGAGAGAGAGACAAUGGAAGAGGUCUUCCCGUUUUGCUCCUACCGCGGCCUCCGUCAAGUUCCCCAAAUCCCCACCACCCUUCUUUCCCGGAAUGCCCCUGUGCAGCCCCGCCUCCCUCUGCUUUCCAGUCCAAGAGCCGCUCGCCUUUCCCUGCAUACCCCCAUCCCGCUUCCCGAAAAGCCCCCCAAAUUAUCCCCCACUCUUCCCCUUCUGCCUCCCGAUUCCGCCCCCUCUUCCUCCUCCUCCUUCCGCGACAAGCUCCUCUUCCUCGACGCCCUUGGCGUCGACCUCUUCGCCGCAGCCGCCGCCCACCCGGCCCUCGUUGCCGUUCCCCUCGCCGACCUCCGCGUCGCCGUCGACUUCCUCCGCUCCCUCGGCCUCGCCGCCCCCGAGAUCCGCCGCGCCUGCGGCAUGUGCCCCGAGAUCCUCACCGCCGCCCCCGCCGACCUCGCCGCCGCCGUCGCCUUCCUCCUCCGCGAGGCCGGCGUCCAGGGCCGCGAUCUCCGACGCGUCAUCGGUCGCCGCCCCCGCCUCCUCGUCUCCGACGUGGCCCGCCGCCUCCGCCCCACCCUCUACUUCCUCCAGAUGCUCGGCGUCGCGCCCAUCGCGCGGCAUGCCUCGCUGCUCUCCUGCAGCGUCGAGGAGAAGCUCCUCCCCAGGCUCGACUUCCUGGAAGAGGUCGGCUUCUCGUAUCGGGACGCUCGGGCCAUGGCCAGGAGGUUUCCUCAGCUCUUCUGCUACAGCAUAGAGGAGAAUCUGAGGCCCAAGUCGCAAUUUUUCGUGUCGGAGAUGCGGCGGGAGCUCCGCGAGCUGAGGGACUUCCCACAGUACUUCUCCUUCAGCUUGGCGGACAGGAUAAGGCCGAGGCAUCAGUCAUGCAAGGAGAAGGGCGCGUCCUUCCCACUGCCCGCAUUGCUGAGGCCAAGCAACGAGCAGUUCAAUGCCCAACUGGAGGUACGCAUUAGCUCUUCUUCUCCACUGAGAAGAUCGCCGCUUUGGCUCGCAACUUCGGAUACUGAUCUGUAGCUCGUUCGAACCCCCUUUUUUUUUGCUUGAAUUGAAUGAAGUUUAUCAUUGUGAAUAUAAUCAAGAAAUGUAUAUUGCAUUGCUGGUUUUACUGCACGGUAGGUGUUCGAUAAUAU
Messenger RNA from Musa acuminata subsp. malaccensis (wild Malaysian banana), 1159 nucleotides. Its product is annotated as protein SEEDLING LETHAL 1, chloroplastic-like. The record is from RefSeq and is a predicted model, not a curated record. Gene Ontology annotation, molecular function: double-stranded DNA binding. Gene Ontology annotation, biological process: regulation of DNA-templated transcription. Lineage: Eukaryota; Viridiplantae; Streptophyta; Magnoliopsida; Zingiberales; Musaceae.